UUCACCUUUCGACGGAAACGCAUCGCGGCCGGCAGGAAAUUGUACAUAGUCAUAAUUGUGUUUAAUAUAAACAAAAAUAAAUAAUAAAUUUAUUUUUGAGUGUUUUAUAACGGAAUAUUGUGUGUUUUUAUUUUAUUUUGUGGAUUUUUUACAAAAGAAAGUGAAAUAUUUCUCAAAUCGGAUUUUAAUUGAAAUUUUCUUGUGGAACUGGUUUGCGUGUGUGCACAUGUGCUGGUUUAGUGGAUAUGUUAAUUGGAUUAUUUCGAAAGCAAACAAAUUAGAAAACUCCAACAAAACGUGCCAAGUAAAAGGAUUAUCUAUUUAUAUUGAUGGUAUUCAGUGCAUCUUAUCAUGAUUAUCUACGCGUAUGCUUGUAUCUGGUGCAUGAAGCUACGAAGAAUAGUCGGUGGAAAUGAUAUGAAGAUGCUUCGAUACUCUGAAAUUCCACGAGAGAUUUCAUCAGAUAACUUCGCCAAAUUUAACAAACUCGAAGAACAUCACAAGGAAGAUGAUUGUUGCAAAGUAAGCAAUGGCGGCCAUCCGAAACACGAACGCGAACGAAAAAUAUCCUCACACAGCAUAUCAGGCGGACCGGGACCACCUCCAUACAAUUAUUCUAAUCAUUCGACAUCAUAUUCAUCAGUACCUGUAAAUCCGAAAACACAAAGCCUUCCGAGCACGGCGCGAAGCGUGGGCGGCGGCGCCGUGCUGGACGUGUUGCGCAUCUCUCCCGAGGAGCUCGCCAGCCAGGUGACGCUGCUCGAUCUGCCUUCCUUUCUGCUCAUCCAGCCGGACGAACUCACCAGCUGCGCGUGGAACAAGAAGAAUAAAUUAAUCGUCGCACCCAAUGUGGUUGCAUUCACAAGACGCUUUAAUCAUGUGAGUUUUUGGACGUUACAAGAAGUGUUGUCAGGAAAAACGCCAAAGGCGCGCGCUGAACUCCUAGCACACUUCGUCAAAGUCGCCAAGAAACUCUACGACCUCAAUAAUCUGCAUUCGCUCUUUGCAAUAAUCUCAGCCUUACAAAGUGCCUCCAUUUAUAGGCUUUCGAAAACAUGGGGCUACCUAUCGAAGAAGGACAAACAGACGUUUGAUAGGCUCGCCGAGGUGUUUUCCGAUAAUAAUAACUGGGCGAAUCUGCGCAGUCACAUCGAGAGUCUCAAGUUGCCGUGCAUUCCCUAUUUGGGACUGUAUUUGACUGACUUGGUGUACAUUGAUAUGGCGCAUCCGCAUUCCGGCGGCCUGGAGUCGCAACAGCGCAGCCUCAAGAUGAAUAAUAUUCUGCGCAUCAUCUCCAAUUAUCAGCUCUCUAAUUACUCUCAUCUGACGGUCAUCACGCCGGUGCGCGACUAUCUCAAUUCGAUCAGGUACAUCGAGGAGUUGCAGAAGUUCAUUGAGGAUGAUCAAUAUAAAUUAUCAUUGCGUUUAGAACCACCAUCACCCCCACCGAGUUCAUCCAGUUGCAGUUCCAAGGAGUCUGUAAUCGACAAUAGCGCAAUCGCCUCCCUGAAUUUAUCACCCGCAAAGGCAUCGAGUGGUUCAUUGCGAUUGCACGCUGUCACUGCCGGAACAAAGUUCAUCCCGGGACAUCGAAAGUCACGCUCACUGGGAACAAACAUUUUUAGUAAAGGGCAGCAGACAACGAGUAUUGACUUGUGUGACAUGCCCAAGGCGUUGCAUCUCUUAGACGACUCGGAGUUAGAAGAUAGUAAUCAUGUUAUAGCUGUGGAAAUGCCUUCGCCGACCAAUGAGAAGCAAUUGCUGGAGGCGUCAAGAAAUACUUCGGAAGAAUCACAAUUACUUACAAGACUGAACGAUGAUGACAUGCUGGUUGGGGACCAAUGCACAUUGCAAGGGUACGUCCGACGUAAAACAGUAAUGAAACAUGGCCGCAAACCGGCGGUUACGUCAUGGCAACGAUAUUGGGUGAAAAUAUGGGCGUCAUGUCUUGCUUACUAUCCACCAAAAUCAUUUAAGGGUUCGCAAAGAUGUGACUUUAAAAGCGAACCCACGAAAAUGGUUUCGCUGGUCGGCGCGCACGUCCUGCUCGGCGAUAACUCGCCGCACACGGACGUCUUCCAGCUUAUUGACCAACAACGACGAAACAUUUAUAAGUUUCGCGUUGGUACGGCGGGUAUGGCCGACAGAUGGUACCAACACAUCAAGCGGGCUGCCGCUAAUGACGAUACUCCUCUUCCCGACAACCUGAUGACUUUCGAGUGAAACUCCUCUGCGUUUCUUUAUAUUCUGACAUUUCGUUUUAGAAAGAUAAACAAAACCCUUGUUUAGAUUGUUUUUGUAUAGUUUUAUAUUUGACAAAAAGUGGAUUUUAUUUUUCUUACUUUUUAUUGAUUACGAUUUAUGCGUAUGCAUAGUCAUUCAAUACAUGCUGUUUAGUUAUUGCUUGCAUUGGAGUUCGUUGCUUGCUUUUCAAAUGUUUGAUGAAGUGAAAAUGAGAGCAAUAAAUGUGUAUGUGCAAUAUUCUAAACUCACGCGAGCUGUACCAAAAUAACGUUUUGAGAUAUUCGAAAAGAUGGCGUUUCAAGUAUUAUUCCACAAUUUAACAUAAAACAUAGUUGAAGAAAGAGGACAGAUCUCGUGACACUGUUUGAUUGUAAACAACUUUUUUUAUCGCGCUGAACCAGUUCCAUUCUGCGUUCGGGCUAUGUACUAAAGUUUGCUCGCUUCAGUCUGUUUAUCUACAAGCGGUGCAACACACGCGUUUCUCGUGCAAGCCUCGUUUGUGUUUGGUUGAAAUUCGUCAUCCAUCGAAAUUACGAAAUUUAAUUUCAUCUCUUCGCGCUCAUCGGUAUUUGUGGUUGAAAUUCGUGGUACAUUUGGUUACAUCUCUGGAAAAUGGAAUUCUUUCACCCAAUCCAAUCCAACAUCUACGACAUUUCACUGUUAAUGUAAUAACUUAUACAUAGAAAAAUAAUUAAAAUUGAGGGCAUACAGGUUCAGUAAAUCGAGUUUUGUUUUCACAGGAUUUUAGGACUUGUUUAAAACUAUUUAUCUGCUUUACUGGGGCAUUCCAUGGAUCUGGACACAGUGCAACAUCUUACAUUUUGUGAUACACAGAGCCCAGAAAGAAAAGGACUGAAGAAUGAAGUUAAUAAACACCGUCAAACGUCGCUAUACUUUUUUCUACUUUCAACAUAAUUGGACCAAAAAUCUGCGCGAAACUUGUGUUUCAAAUUGAAUUUUUAUUUUGUAUCAUCCUGUCUGUCAAUGUUAAUUUCUUUCUUUGUCUCUACGUAGUCUUGAGUUAACAUGUCCCUUCGACAUUCUUGUACUUUGCAUAACUAAUAUCUCUCAAAGUAGUGUGUAAUGUGUUUAUAUUAGAUAAAUAGUAUUACCAUUGUC
Dalotia coriaria is the source of this 3363-nucleotide messenger RNA. It is a transcript of the gene RalGPS, whose product is annotated as Ral GEF with PH domain and SH3 binding motif. Lineage: Eukaryota; Metazoa; Arthropoda; Insecta; Coleoptera; Staphylinidae. The coding region runs from base 352 to 2223 and encodes 623 amino acids. The transcript has 13 exons. Gene Ontology annotation, biological process: Ras protein signal transduction; positive regulation of GTPase activity. The record is from RefSeq and is a predicted model, not a curated record. Gene Ontology annotation, molecular function: guanyl-nucleotide exchange factor activity. Gene Ontology annotation, cellular component: plasma membrane.